This is a messenger RNA of Nelumbo nucifera (sacred lotus), 1812 nucleotides long. It is a transcript of the gene CHL, whose product is annotated as chloroplastic lipocalin. Gene Ontology annotation, molecular function: small molecule binding. The record is from RefSeq and is a predicted model, not a curated record. Lineage: Eukaryota; Viridiplantae; Streptophyta; Magnoliopsida; Proteales; Nelumbonaceae.
UAUUCGACUGCAGAAGGCAGUCGGAAGGAAAUCAGGGACGGGGGGGAGGGCUUUCAUGGUGGUCGAACACAUAGAGAGUAAACCUGGAGUGAAGUGAGGCUAAGCUAAGCUGGUGUUAUCAUAUUGAGAGUAACGACGAGGGUACUCGAUAUAGAAUCGGAGACUUUUAGGGGCUUUAAGAAGUUGGAACACAAUGCUUCUCCAAACGUCCCCGCUUCUUCAACCUUCUCUUCCUCUUCCUCCUUUCUAUGGGAACGGUCGAGCUAGGGAGAUGCCAGGAAAGAAAAUGGUAAAAUGUUCUUUAGAACAUCCUACAUUAAGCAGCAAAUAUGUUGUCAGACAUAUUUUACCUGGUGUUGCUGCUGCAUUCAUACUUCUCUCUCGAGCAGACCAGGUUGUUGCAGCAAAUCCGUCUCAUUACUCUAACCUGUGCCAACUGGCAUCUACAGCUGAUAAUGUUCCAACUCUGCAACUUGAUGAAGGGUCUGAUGAAAGAAGUGAGAAACUAAUGGUUAUGAGGGGAAUGACAGCUAAGAAUUUUGACCCAGUCAGAUAUUCUGGAAGAUGGUUUGAAGUAGCAUCACUUAAACGUGGAUUUGCUGGACAAGGACAGGAAGACUGUCACUGUACACAGGGAAUAUAUACAUUUGAUCCUCAGGCCCCCUCUAUCCAGGUUGACACCUUCUGUGUUCACGGUGGCCCUGAUGGUUAUAUUACUGGUAUACGAGGAAAGGUUCAAUGCCUUUCCGAGGAAGACAUGGAGAAAGCUGAAACUGAUCUAGAAAGGCAGGAGAUGAUUAGAGAGAAGUGUUACCUCCGCUUUCCUACACUGCCAUUUAUUCCAAAGGAGCCCUAUGAUGUGAUUGCAACUGAUUAUGUUAACUUUUCUCUAGUCUCUGGUGCAAAAGACAGAAGCUUCAUUCAGAUUUACUCAAGGACCCCUGACCCUGGACCUGAAUUUAUAGAGAAAUACAAAGAUUACUUGGCCAACUAUGGAUAUGAUGCAAACAAGAUCAAGGACACACCACAGGACUGCCAAGUGAUGUCUAACAGCCAGUUAGCUGCAAUGAUGUCUAUGUCUGGAAUGCAGCAGGCCCUAACAAACCAGUUUCCUGAUCUAGGGUUAAAGGCCCCCAUUGAACUAAACCCCUUUACAAGCAUAUUUGACACUAUUAAAAAGCUUCUUGAGCUCUAUUUCAAGUAGUUAUUGUACUAUAUUGAUUUGCUUUGAUAUUCGCAUUACAUUUUCAAGUUGUGUGUCAAGCAAUAAAAGCUAUAUAGUUUUUUAUUAGAAUUUGAAAAUUGGUUGUAUAGGACAGGAUUUGAAGAAUGGAAAUGAGCACUUGGAAUAAAUGAGAGAUCAUUGCCUAAGCUGACUCCAAGUCGAAAAAAUCAACCUGUGAUGAUCUUGAGCUUGCAAUUUAUAUGCUCUUUGAGACAGAACAUGAUUACAGGUGUGCUAAAGGUGUUGUUUGCCCAUCUAACAAACCUCCAGAUAUGCAGUUGAAAACAUUUCAUGGCUCAGGUGAGUUCAAUGACUUGGAUAAUUUAAAGUAUGAAAUUAGAGAUGAGGAUCUUGAAGAUGAAGAUAUGGAGCCUGCUAGUCCAUGAGUGACAAGGAAGACAAUGAUCCGGAGAAAUGUGGGGCACAUAUCAAAUAGGUUGGGUGGGUGGUAAUGAAGAGUUAUCACGGUUUGCUUGUAAAUUGUAAGAUGAAGAGGUUGUUAUCACAUUUUGCUGCAAAUUGUACAAUGGAUUAUUCCGAGAAUGGUCAAUGACUAGAUGUUUGCCUUGCAACAGGCUCUUAGCUCA